Diorhabda carinulata is the source of this 901-nucleotide messenger RNA. It is a transcript of the gene bai, whose product is annotated as transmembrane emp24 domain-containing protein bai. Lineage: Eukaryota; Metazoa; Arthropoda; Insecta; Coleoptera; Chrysomelidae. The record is from RefSeq and is a predicted model, not a curated record. Gene Ontology annotation, biological process: Golgi organization; endoplasmic reticulum to Golgi vesicle-mediated transport; intracellular protein transport. Gene Ontology annotation, cellular component: Golgi apparatus; endoplasmic reticulum; COPII-coated ER to Golgi transport vesicle. The transcript has 5 exons. Bases 137 to 754 code for a protein of 205 amino acids.
CAAUUGAUGUUGUUCGAAUUGUCAAGCUGGCAGUUGUAAAAAAAGUAAAGACCACCUCAUCUAAAUUUAUAACGAGUUUGAGAAAGUAAUAUACAAUUGUUAUUAAGUCUGGUGGAACCAUUAACAUUAUUUUAAAAUGGAAAUAACAUAUUUUGGACUUAUAUUUGUAACUUUUCUGGUAUCUUCGAACUGUAUUAUGUGGAAUUUAGAGCCCAAUACAAGAAAGUGUUUACGAGAGGAACUUCAACAAAAUAUCCCUGUAAUAGGAGAAUUUGAAGUGUCUGAGGCGCCUGGACAAACGGUGGAUUAUGUUGUAACAGAUUCUAAAGGCGAAAUAUUGGCAAAGAGACAAGCAAUUUCAAAAGGAAAGUUCUCAUUUAAUACCGAAAGCUUUGAUACUUAUGAAAUUUGCUUCAUAUCACAAGUUCCACAACAUAUCAGAGGUGUUUCACAAGAAGUUUCAUUGAUUACAAAGCAUGGAAUAGAAACAAAAAAUUAUGAAGCAUAUGGGGAGGCUGCUCAAUUAAAACCAAUUGAGAGGGAGUUGAAAAAGUUAGAAGAUCUCUCUGAAUCAAUAGUACAAGAUUUUGCCAUCAUGAGGAAAAGGGAAGAAGAGAUGAGAGAUACAAAUGAAUCCACUAACAGCCGGGUGUUAUACUUCUCCAUAUUUUCAUUGUGCUGUCUGUUAGGUCUGGCUACUUGGCAAGUUUUGUACUUGAGAACAUAUUUCAAAGCAAAGAAACUCAUUGAAUAAUUCGAAAUUGAGAAAAUUGUGCAAAAUUUUUAUUUUUGUAAUAAAACAUUUCUGUAAAAAUAUUCAGACAAUUGUAUUGUGCUAUUUAUACGUGUACAUCUUGAUCUGUUUGUAUGAAAGAAGUUGUUAAUAAAAUUUGAGAAAAGA